This is a messenger RNA of Urocitellus parryii (Arctic ground squirrel), 3505 nucleotides long. It is a transcript of the gene Klhl24, whose product is annotated as kelch like family member 24. Gene Ontology annotation, molecular function: protein binding. The record is from RefSeq and is a predicted model, not a curated record. Lineage: Eukaryota; Metazoa; Chordata; Mammalia; Rodentia; Sciuridae.
GCCGGCGCUGGAGAGUGCGUUGCGCCGCCGGCCGCUGAGGGACCGCAGGGCCCGCCGCUGCUGGCCUCUUCCAGCCUUCGCCGAGAGGUGUGGAAAUUAAAACAACAUAAAUAUUUUGACUGAGGGCUUUGAUCAAACAAAUGCUAAAAAGACACAUAAAGAAGACCCCUAUCAAUCAUUUCUCAACAAUUAUAUAGUCAACUAAUGUAACAAUGGUACUAAUAUUGGGACGCAGACUAAACAGAGAGGAUCUUGGGGUGCGUGAUUCCCCAGCAACUAAGCGUAAAGUUUUUGAAAUGGACCCUAAAUCUCUGACAGGUCAUGAGUUUUUUGACUUCUCUUCAGGAUCAUCCCAUGCUGAAAACAUACUCCAGAUAUUUAAUGAGUUCCGAGACAGCCGCUUAUUCACAGAUGUUAUCAUCUGUGUGGAAGGAAAGGAGUUUCCUUGCCAUAGAGCUGUUCUUUCAGCCUGUAGCAGCUACUUCAGAGCUAUGUUUUGUAAUGACCACAGGGAAAGCCGAGAAAUGUUGGUUGAGAUCAAUGGUAUUUUAGCUGAAGCCAUGGAAUGUUUUUUGCAGUAUGUUUAUACUGGAAAGGUGAAGAUCACUACAGAGAACGUUCAAUAUCUCUUUGAAACCUCAAGCCUCUUUCAGAUUAGUGUUCUCCGUGAUGCAUGUGCCAAGUUCUUGGAGGAGCAACUGGAUCCUUGUAAUUGCUUAGGAAUUCAGCGCUUUGCUGACACCCAUUCACUCAAAACACUCUUCACAAAAUGUAAAACCUUUGCAUUACAGACUUUUGAGGAUGUGUCCCAGCAUGAAGAAUUUCUUGAGCUUGACAAAGAUGAACUUAUUGAUUAUAUUUGUAGUGAUGAACUUGUUAUUGGUAAAGAGGAGAUGGUUUUUGAAGCCGUCAUGCGUUGGGUCUAUCGUGCUGUUGAUCUGAGAAGACCAUUGUUACACGAGCUCCUGACACAUGUGAGACUCCCUCUUUUGCAUCCCAACUACUUUGUUCAAACAGUCGAGGUGGACCAAUUGAUCCAGAAUUCUCCUGAGUGUUACCAGUUGUUGCAUGAAGCAAGACGGUACCACAUACUUGGGAAUGAAAUGAUGUCCCCAAGGACUAGGCCACGCAGGUCCACUGGCUAUUCAGAGGUGAUAGUUGUUGUUGGAGGCUGUGAACGAGUUGGAGGAUUUAACCUUCCAUAUACUGAGUGUUAUGAUCCUGUAACAGGAGAAUGGAAGUCUUUGGCUAAGCUUCCAGAAUUUACCAAAUCAGAGUAUGCAGUCUGCGCUCUAAGGAAUGACAUUCUUGUUUCAGGUGGAAGAAUCAAUAGUCGUGAUGUCUGGAUUUAUAACUCACAGUUAAAUAUUUGGAUCAGAGUUGCCUCUCUAAAUAAAGGCAGAUGGCGUCACAAAAUGGCUGUCCUCCUUGGUAAAGUAUACGUCGUAGGAGGCUAUGAUGGACAAAACAGACUUAGCAGCGUAGAGUGUUAUGAUUCCUUUUCAAAUCGAUGGACUGAAGUAGCUCCCCUUAAGGAAGCAGUGAGUUCUCCUGCAGUGACUAGCUGUGUAGGCAAAUUGUUCGUGAUUGGUGGAGGACCUGAUGAUAAUACUUGUUCUGAUAAGGUUCAAUCUUAUGAUCCAGAAACCAACUCUUGGCUACUUCGUGCAGCUAUCCCAAUUGCCAAGAGGUGUAUAACAGCUGUCUCCUUAAACAACCUGAUCUAUGUUGCUGGUGGACUGACCAAGACAAUAUACUGUUAUGAUCCAGUUGAAGACUACUGGAUGCAUGUACAGAAUACAUUCAGCCGACAGUAUAUAGUCUAUUCCUGAAUGAUUUCAUCUGCUACCCAGUACUGAAGACUUCAAGUCUUGAUCUGCACCAAAGCCUCUCUCCUGCGCUCCAGACUCCAAUUUCCAGCUGUCUAUUUUCCAUGGGUGCCCAAGACUUCAGACUUAGUUAAAAUGUACCUUCUUUGCCAAGCUUACUUUUUUUGUGUCUCCAAACAACUUAGAAAUGUAAUUUAUUAGAUAUUCUUCACUUUCUAUUAAAUUGAACCAAUCUAUUAAAUUGAACCAUUUUGCCACCAGAUCUUUUCUUUACACAUGUAAAUUCAUCUCUCCCUUGACUGGAAACCUACUUGUUUUAUCACUUCAUUCUAGACCUUCUCUUAAGAAUCUUUUCUUUGCCUUUUCAGCCUCACUUUCUAUAACUGUAUCACAAUUACAUUCCCAAUCCCGAUUUUCUUUUUUUUUUCCUUCUUUCUUGCCUUCCCUCUUUCUUCUCUUCCUCCCUCCCUUCCUUCCUUCUUCCUUUUUAAAUUUUGAGACAGGGUCUCACUAAGUUGCCAAGGCCAGCCUCAAACCUCAUGGUCCCCCUACUUCAACUGCCCAAGUCUCUGGGAUUAUGGGCGUGCACCACUGUACCUUGCUCAUUACUUGUGUUCUCUAAACAGGUCAUAUAUAUUCUUGUCUUGGUUCUCGCUGUCUCCUCCUUAGCUUCUAAUGAACCUUUUUUUUUWAAAAAAAACCUUCUCUAUUUGUAAUUAUUCAUUUCAGAAACAAACUUCAUAGUUACAACAAACUGAUUUUACUUUGGCCAGAACUGAUUGUGUUUUCCUUCUGAUGUUACAACUUCCAACACUUAUAUGACACUAACAUAUUCCCUAAUGGGUAUAAAUUGAGUAUUUUCCAUGCUGGUCUUCAGCCUUCUUGAGAAUACUAUUCUAACUCAUCUCUUAAUGUAUUUUGGAUUUAUUCAUGUUCAGUAAAUAUUGAGUAAGUAAGCAAAUGAGAAAGUAAAGUAAAUGAAGAACCUAAUUUUAAGAUAAUCUUACAUUCAAGAUACACAAGAGAUAUAACAUAGAACUAUAAGGAUAAUUAAGAGGAUUUGAGUAUAACACAAUCUUUUUAAAGUUGUUGAUAUUGAGUUAUGGUCUCCACUUAAUAAUGUAUUCAGACUAACAUUAUCCCAACUGAUAAAAGAGACAUAAUAUGAUCUUCAGCUUCAGAAUAUGGAGUGAAUAUAAUCUUUUAUCCUUCUCAUAUUACAUUUAAGAGGAAAUGAAGUUUUAAUCUAAAAUGUCUUUUAUUGGCUUGUUUUAUGAAUAUUUUAAAGAGUAAUUCAUUUUUACUAAAGAUCACUGUUCUUUAGAAACUUGAUUAUACUGUACAAAAUGAUUAAGAGAGCUUAGUUAGGAAGCUAAUUACCACAUAAACAUAAUGCAGAGCAUACAAUGAAUAUAUUUUUAAUUGGAUGGUUGACAUAACCAAAAAAUAUCAACAACAGGACAUCAUGGCACAUUUUCUCUAAACAGUGAAUAACAUAGAUUUCAGAAAUUUCAAGGGAAAGGAACAUUUGGAUCAGAAGUAUAUUAUAUUUUACAAAGAMUAUUGAAGUUCAAAUGUAGUGCCAGGAUUUGGGGGAUCAUUUUCUCUCCCCUCAUUCCUUCUCACUACCAGUAUUACUAAGUGUAUGUAUGUAUUAAUUGCCUGCCCUUUUAAUG